GGUACUUUACAACCAAUACAACCACCUGAUGGAGUAUGGCAAUUAGUAGCUAUGGAUUUUCAUGGACCUAUUACACCAAUAUCUCAACGCGGCAAUAAAUAUAUCAUAUCUCUUACCGAUGUUUUAUCCAAAUUCGUUGUUACCAAAGCUGUACGUGAUAAUACAGCUCAAACAGCUGUUAGAUUUCUUAAAGAAGACGUUAUCGCAAAAUUUGGAACACCUCGAUGUCUUCUUACUGACAAUGGAACACAUUUUACAUCAACAUUAAUGAAUGAAUUAUGUAAACAAAUUGGUAUCACACACUUGUAUUCAACACCAUACCAUCCUCAAACUAAUGGUCAAGUUGAAAGAUAUAAUUCAACUAUGGACGCAAAAAUUGCAGCAUUAUCAAAUUUUAAGAAAACUGAUUGGGAUGAUCAAUUACCAUUUGUUACAUUUAAUUAUAAUGCUACAAUUCAUUCAACUACAAAACAAAUACCAUUCCAAAUGAUGUACGGACGAUUACCAACAUUACCCUUCGAUUAUCAAGCCGAUAACGUCACAUUAUCAUAUGAUGCUGAACAUACCGUCAAACUCAAAAAUUUUUUGUCAAAAUGA
Rotaria sp. Silwood1 is the source of this 597-nucleotide messenger RNA. The record is from the annotation of a GenBank genome assembly. NCBI's taxonomy places the organism in Eukaryota, Metazoa, Rotifera, Eurotatoria, Philodinida, Philodinidae.